This is a messenger RNA of Paramuricea clavata, 810 nucleotides long. The record is from the annotation of a GenBank genome assembly. Lineage: Eukaryota; Metazoa; Cnidaria; Anthozoa; Malacalcyonacea; Plexauridae.
AUGAUCUUAAAGAGGCUGCCUGAUUCAUAUAAACCAUUCUCGAUACAUGUGACCCAAAGUGCAAGUGAGAUAACGUUCGCGAAGUUUAAGAGCAUGUUGAGGAGCUUCGAAGAAACGGAAAAGCUCAACACCAAACCGAAAGUUGAUCAGGUAAUGAAAGCUGAGUUUCCUUCGCAAACAAUGCCAUGUUAUGGCUGCGGGAAAAGAGGGCAUUUAGUCUGUGAGUGCCCCGCUAAGAGCGAGAAGAAGUGGUGUAACUAUCACAAAAGUACAACACACUCGGAUAGCACCUGCAGAAGUCAGCAAAAGAGCAAAGACCAAGCCAAACAGGUGUCAGGGAAAGAAAACGCCUCUAAAGAUGAACAUUCAUUUGCAUUCAAAGUUAACGACGAAGCAACGGGGAAAAUCAAUCGAAUGGGAAUGUUGGUUGACACAGGUGCCACUUCUCACAUUGUUACUACUGAUAUUUUAAAGCAAAUAGACAUGACAUUUAAACCAUCAAAACAUUUCAUUGAACUGGCGGAUGGCACACAAGCCAGUAAUAUUGCAUUGAAACGAGGGGAUGCUGAAGUGUUUCUGAAAGAUACAAAUGGAAAAUGCGUGGAAACGGUGCUGAAAAACGCCUUAUAUAUACCAUCCUAUCCUCAAGAUAUUUUCUCAGUGAAGGCAGCCACAUCAAAUGGAGCCGAGCUUCGAUUUGCCCAAGAUUCUGGUGAGCUAACCCUUGAAGAUGGUACCAUUGUUGAAAUUGAAGAACAUGGACGGUUGUACUAUUUGACUUCCACAGGCAGUCAUGAGAACGAUAGAUAA